Drosophila montana is the source of this 578-nucleotide messenger RNA. It is a transcript of the gene ND-B22, whose product is annotated as NADH dehydrogenase (ubiquinone) B22 subunit. Lineage: Eukaryota; Metazoa; Arthropoda; Insecta; Diptera; Drosophilidae. Gene Ontology annotation, biological process: mitochondrial electron transport, NADH to ubiquinone. The transcript is spliced from 3 exons. The record is from RefSeq and is a predicted model, not a curated record. Bases 75 to 509 code for a protein of 144 amino acids.
GACAGUUCUCAUCAGAUAUUGUUGUUGUUUUCAAUAAGCAUAAUCCAGAUUUUGCGCAAGCUGAGCAACUAAACAUGGCCCAAGUUCCCUUGGCUAUUGUGUCACACAAACGCCAGGUGUGCAGCUUGUAUAAGCGAGCUGUGCGCAAUCUGGAGGCGUGGUAUGAUCGUCGUGAAGUGUUCCGUUAUCGGGCAGUGCAGCUGCGUGCACGCUUUGAUGAUAAUCGGAAGAAGGAUCUGGCAGAGGGCAUGCGCCUUCUAGCCUGUGGCCAAAAGGAGCUCUUCGAGACAAAACAUUACCAGCCAAGAAACUUUGCUAAUAGUGCUGGCGGUUGUGCGUUUGAGCGUGAGGUCAUCCCACCAGAUUGGCUGCUGGACUACUGGCAUCCGCUGGAGAAGGCGCAGUAUCCAGAGUAUUUUGCCAAGCGUGAACAACGCAAGAAAGAAUUUGUGGUCUGGUGGGAGAAACAAUAUGGCAAACCAGAUCCCAAGGAUUUGGGACACCAUUAAACUAGCUUUAAAAUAAUGUAGUCAAAUCCAAUAUUUGUUUCUGAAGUAAAAACCAUUGGGCAAACACAA